Molecule: messenger RNA, 702 nt
Organism: Fraxinus pennsylvanica
Lineage: Eukaryota; Viridiplantae; Streptophyta; Magnoliopsida; Lamiales; Oleaceae
Source: the annotation of a GenBank genome assembly
AUGGCUGCUUCUAGAGAUCCAUGGAUGAGGGAAUAUAAUGAAGCAGUAAAACUUGCUGAUGAUAUCACCAACAUGAUAUCUGAAGAGAGUUCAUUUCCUGCAACAGGGCGAGAAACACAGCGACAUUCAUCUGCAAUACGGAGGAAAAUUACCAUACUUAGCACCAGACUCGAUAGCCUAGAGUCUCUUCUGUCAAAGCUUCCUGCAAAGCAGCCUUUGACACAGAAAGAAAUGAAUCGUCGCAAGGACAUGGUUGCAAAUUUAAGAUCAAAAGUAAGCCAGAUGGCUUCCACAUUGAAUAUGUCGAACUUCACAAACAGGGACAGCUUGCUCGGGCCAGAAAGUAAGCCGGUUGAUGCUAUGAGUAAAACAGCAGGCCUUGAGAACUCUGGGUUUGUUGGUCUUCAGCAUCAAAUCAUGAAAGAACAAGAUGAGGAUCUUGAGAAAUUGGAGGAGACAGUGAUCAGCACCAAACAUAUAGCAUUAGCAGUCAAUGAGGAGCUUGAUCUGCAUACAAGACUAAUUGAUAGUUUGGACCAACACGUUGAUGUUACAGAAUCCGGACUACAGCGAGCGCAGAGAAAGCUUGCAUUUCUAAAUAAACGCACAAAGGGUGGCUGCUCCUGCUUGUGCCCACUUGUUUCAGUUAUUGGGAUCGUUGUUUUGGUUGCUGUCGCACGUAUGCUGAUCAAAUGUUUAUAA